This is a messenger RNA of Fimicolochytrium jonesii, 912 nucleotides long. RefSeq lists its product as uncharacterized. Bases 1 to 627 code for a protein of 208 amino acids. The transcript has 2 exons. Lineage: Eukaryota; Fungi; Chytridiomycota; Chytridiomycetes; Spizellomycetales; Powellomycetaceae. The record is from RefSeq and is a predicted model, not a curated record.
AUGGCUUGGCACAAUUCCAAAGGACACCCACUGGAUCAGCCUCUCUGGACGCUCUCGAGUGGAAAGGUCGCUAACCGUACGUGGUUCUCUGACGCAUGGCGGGCUCUCACGGAUCAUGAAGCGUCGGCGUCUAGCUUCCGCGGACUCGGCUUGCAUCUGCAUAGGAACCCACACGACCCUUACCUGUUGCAGGGGGAGGGGCUGACGAAGUGGAGACCGAUCCAGUCCCUCGUGUGUCUGACGGAUCAUUUCGACGGGCAGUCCGGUGGUCUCAAGGUCGUCCCGGGCUUUCAUAGGCAGAUCGACGAUUACUUCAAGGGACAUGCCGCCGCAGCGGCCGCUGGGGAAGGCGGCGAGUUCUGUAGGCUGAAUGGAAACAAGCAUGACAACAGGUUGCCUCACGCCACCGCGGCGUAUCUUUCUGGAGCCGACACUAGGGAGGUCGUCUACACCGGAUUCCUUCCAGCAACGCGAAACAACGCAGCGUAUGUCGCUGCGCAACUGGCUGCCAUCGAUAAGAACAUCGCGCCUCCAGCUUACAAGGAGGGUGAAGAGGUAGCUGACCGGGAUUGGGAUCUGGACAUCCUCAGCGCGACGCAGCGAGGACUGCUUGGAAUCGGGCGGUGAUGGUGGAAGGGUUGGAAGUUCUCUCCGUAUGCUUCAAGACAAGGAGCCAUUGCUUGUCUUGAGAUUCGAAUGUUUCUACUCGUGCCAAGGUCUCGUAUCAUACUCGCCCGCAGUCGCGCCGAGGGCGCUCCGGCGGGAUCCUGGAAGAAAGUGCCCGGCUUCACGCACCGCGGGAAGUACCGGGUCGAGUAUGAUACGAGACCUUUGGCACGGGCAGAAUGGUUCUUCAAAAUGUAGAAAAACAACGCGUUAUCAAUAAAAGCUCUAGAAGCGCUCCAGUUUCGU